This is a messenger RNA of Xenopus laevis (African clawed frog), 3389 nucleotides long. It is a transcript of the gene dcun1d3.S, whose product is annotated as DCN1, defective in cullin neddylation 1, domain containing 3 S homeolog. The transcript has 3 exons. Gene Ontology annotation, biological process: positive regulation of protein neddylation; protein neddylation. The record is from RefSeq and is a predicted model, not a curated record. Gene Ontology annotation, molecular function: ubiquitin conjugating enzyme binding; ubiquitin-like protein binding; cullin family protein binding. NCBI's taxonomy places the organism in Eukaryota, Metazoa, Chordata, Amphibia, Anura, Pipidae. The coding region runs from base 147 to 1166 and encodes 339 amino acids. Gene Ontology annotation, cellular component: ubiquitin ligase complex; nucleus; perinuclear region of cytoplasm.
GCAACGGGAACGUCACGGCAGGGCUGGAGGAAAGGAAGGAGGGGGGGUUGCCGAAAGGUGCGGACGUCGCUGGCUUUACAAGUGAGUGGGGGCGCUGCCGGCCCUCCGGAUAACACCUGGGGCAGAAUGGGGCAAAGCAGGAAGUGAUGCGGGAGUCAUGGUUAGAGCGCUCCUCUGGAUGGUAUGCUGACUCAUAUGGAACAUCGGUUAAUAGGGUGUCUGGUACAGUGGGGACGGCUCUAGCACUGGGCAUACUCAUCAUGGGCCAGUGUGUCACCAAGUGCAAGAAUCCUUCAUCCACGUUGGGCAGUAAAAAUGGUGAGCGGGAAUCGAGCAAGCCCCACAAGCGCAGCUCCAGCCACAAGGAAGAGCAAAUGUCCAUCUGCGGGAAGGCCUCCGGGGAAAUUCUAAUCAAUGGAACCAAGAAAGGAGACGCCUCUUUAGAAGCCAGUCAGCCUCUGUCAACUGGAGGUGACACUAAGAAAAAGGAACAACAGGGUGUUGGCGUGGAGUUGUCUUCUGUGCAGAGAAUUGAGGAAUUGUUUUGGCGAUAUAAGGACAAGCGAGAAGAUGCCAUCUUAGAAGAAGGCAUGGAACGGUUUUGCGACGACCUGUGUGUGGAUCCAACUGAAUUUAGAGUACUGGUUCUAGCGUGGAAAUUUCAGGCGGCUACCAUGUGCAAGUUUACCCGGAAGGAGUUUUUCGAGGGCUGCAAAGCAAUAAACGCAGACAGUAUAGAAGGCAUUUGCGCCCGAUUUGCCGGCCUGCUAAACGAAGCCAAACAUGAGGAUAAGUUUAAGGAUCUUUAUCGCUUCACCUUUCAGUUUGGCCUGGACUCUGAAGAAGGGCAGCGGUCGCUUCACCGGGAAAUAGCCAUCGCCCUGUGGAAGCUAGUGUUCACCCAAAACAAACCCCUUAUUUUGGACCAAUGGUUAGACUUCCUAAGUGAGAACCCCUCAGGAAUCAAGGGAAUCUCCCGGGACACUUGGAACAUGUUCCUAAACUUUACUCAGGUGAUUGGACCGGACCUCGGCAAUUACAGCGAGGAGGAGGCCUGGCCGAGUCUCUUCGAUACAUUUGUGGAAUGGGAAAUGGAGCGAAGGAAAAGCAACGGGGAAACCAAAUGUUCACACACAGACCAUCAGAGAAGAGAUGAGCAGACUUAGAAAGCCGAGCUUUGUGUUCACGGCUAUUACAGUGGAAACUGUGGACCUUUCCUGGAAAUUUAAAACAGAAUCUAGUUUUUUGUUUUUUUUAAACAACUUAACACCUUUUUCUGCCUUGAAUUUGAAAGGGCUCUAAACGCUGGUAAAUUGUUCAGGCACUUUAUUACCAUGGCUUAGUUAUUUCUUCUGGUGCCAGAAAGUGUUUUUAUCUAUAUUCCUACGAGUGCCCGGCACUAUAAAGCAUUAGCAGCAGGGCAUUGGAAAGGGGUUGGGAUGCCCGGGGGGGAUCAUUUAUUUAAUUUGCACCGCAAUGCAUUUGUAGGAGCGCUGGAACGGAGUACACACAAUUCACUCGGGCCACGUCCUGCACCAUUCUUUUUCAUUGGUUAAACCCCCUGCUGUGCCAAAAGGGGUGGGUAACACAUUCAAUGAAGGCCUGGCACAUAGUAAUUGGGGCAAAAGAAACCCCUCGGUCCUGUCUGACGGUGCCAGGGUGGUGUUUAUUGUGCCCCGUUGAUCCCGUGUGAGUGACGGCAGUUCAGUACUGUGUGUCGUGGUGUUUACAUUGUUGGAUUUUAAAGAGUUGUAACCGUUCAGUGGGGUCUGGGUGGGAACUGCUUUUUCUAGGAUGAUAUCGGAGCAUUAAAUGUAUGUGCACUCAUUCAACUUCGAAUACUAUGACAGAGCCAGAUGCUUUUUUUUUUUUUUUUAAUGGAUUCUUUUUCAUGAUACUGCCAUUGUGGAUUUGUAAAGGACAGCAAUUUGUUCAUUUUAAUUUAUUUAAAGGAAAAUAUACCCUAUUUAUUGGCAAGGUUGGCGAUCUGCUGGUUUUUCCCUUAAACAGAAUGGAAACCACCGGGGCUUAGUCGAUUCAGCACCGUCCGUCCCUUUAACGUGAGUUUUAUACAGAUUUCAGUGGCAGAGGUAGGUUAUAUCAUCUUCUUACACGAGCCACAAAUCAUUUCAAUUACACUUCUAAAUGGAGCUUAGUGAUGUCAUCAGUUAUAAUCGGCGUGUAGUGAUGUCAUUUCUGUCACAUGGCUCACGAAAAUGUGUGUUUUAGAAUAAAUAACGGCACCUCCGUUAUAAAAUUUAGGGAUAUUAGAAGUCACUUUGGAGUUCCAUUACCUUCAGCUUUGUACUUUUUAUCUGGUCAAGGAACACCUCAAUUACAUUUUACAAACGUAGAGGGGGGGGUACAUUAUUCACUAUACAUUAUUCCUUCAGGUAAACAAGGGCACUCCAUAUUUAUGAGCGUUUAGUGUUGCUGCUUUAUUUAAGCCUACAGAUCUCAGUUAGGCAUAUGGCAGCUCCCCGUUAAUUAUGCACAGAAUUUGUUGUGUAGCCACAGAAACUUCCCAGCACACUUCUGUCUAUUUAAGAUAAAAGUAACAUUUGAAAACUGGUAUAUUUUCCCUUUAAGGCAACACUAAUGCUAAAGCUAUAAGGCAUGGUGCUAUAAGCAAUAUAAAUGUGUGUUCUCUAAAGGCAUAAGAUGUAUAAGCAGACUGUUGCUUUUUUUUCUUUAAAAAAAGAGAAAAAACUGUUAAGGGCCCACUAAUGUGAGAAUUCAGCAACGGAACGGUGUGAAUGCAGCAACGGAACGGUGAGAAUGCAGGAACGGAACGGUGAGAAUGCAGGAACGGAACGGUGAGAAUGCAGGAACGGAACGGUGAGAAUGCAGGAACGGAACGGUGAGAAUGCAGGAACGGAACGGUGUGAAUGCAGGAACGGUGUGAAUGCAGGAACGGUGUGAAUGCAGGAACGGAACGGUGUGAAUGCAGGAACGGAACGGUGAGAAUGCAGGUUGGAACGUAAGUGACCUGACCCCAUCCGGAUAGAUUAUUUCCAUGUUGUCGUCUUCUGCCAUAACCCACAGAGCCCAUUAGUCUUAAUUAUCUGCAUGUUGUGAAAAAGAGUCAUUAUAAUGUUAUUAUAUACAAUAUUUUCUGUUAUUGACUUGUUUCACUUUAUAUGGCUCUGUUCCCCACCCCCCCCAGUUUGGAAUUACCUGGUUGCUGGGUAGUUCUUUCUUUCUUUUUGUUUGUUGUUUUGGUUUGUUGGCCAAGCACACAAAGAUCUGCACGUUUUGGCAGCCUCUGCACUGGGCCAAAUUGGGUUGAUCCAACUGGUUGGACCCUAGGUCAACAAUUGAAUCAUAAAGGAGAAACCUAUUAAGGCCUUUUGGGAGAGGGCUGCAUUAACGUGCAGAUAUCUGUCAGG